CGAAUGCAAAACAAAAAGAAGAACAGCAGCGCAGUUAUGUGUAUCGAUUCUGUACGUAUCACAGAGAAAGGUACUAAGAACUGAUUACGGAUGCAACUAACAUUAACGUUGAGCGGAUUACAGAUCCCGAAGUUACUUUGGGAGCUCCGACAAGAGAAGAUUAUAGAAUAUUUUCAAUGAAAAGGUUUGGACUGGACUGUUUGCAAUAUGUAAGUUACAGGCGAGCAGUGAAAGGAUUUGUCAGCCAGUUUGUUUGCCAACGAUGCGCCGUCAUUGGUUGCUGGUUGGUGCUUGUGGCUGGGUGCUACUUAUUCUUAUGUUUGUCAGCAAGUUCAUCAACUUCAGCUUCAGAAUACCAGACUACGCAGGGAGGUCAGAGAUAUUUGUUUGGACUUUGUCAUCUGUUACUACAAAACUUCCUUCAGUUGUGUGGCCGGAAAAGGGAGCAUCACAGCCAUAUAUAUUGUCUUCAGUUAGUCCCUCUGUGGUGGAACCCAUAGACUGGCACUUAGUGAACGAGAAGCGUUUGGAGCAGUUGUCAACAGUUUGCAGCAAUUCAUCUAUUUGGAACCUUACUCACACAACUGUGCGCAAGUUUGUCUUGGACCGCAUUUUUGUUUGUGACAAGCACAAGAUACUCUUCUGUCAGACACCCAAAGUUGGAAACACACAAUGGAAAAAGGUUCUCAUUGUCCUUAAUGGAAAGUUCUCCAAGGUUGAAGCUAUACCAGAGAACCUAGUUCAUGACCAUGAAAGAAAUGGCUUACCUCGCCUGUCUUCUAUGACUGACACAGAAAUCCAUCAAAGGUUGAAUUCCUAUUUCAAGUUCUUUAUUGUCAGAGACCCAUUUGAGCGCCUUAUAUCUGCUUUCAAGGACAAGUUUGUGAAGAACCCAAGAUUUGAACCCUGGUACAAACAUGACAUUGCCCCAGCCAUUGUUCGCAAAUAUCGCAGAAGCCACCACGAUGACAGCGAAAGUGUUGGUCUUCGGUUUGAGGAUUUUGUGCGUUACUUGGGUGACAAAACAGGCCGACAGCACUUGGACAGGCAGUUUGGUGACCACAUUAUUCACUGGCUGACAUAUGCUGAGCUUUGUGCUCCUUGUGAUAUUUCCUACAAUGUUGUGGGACACCAUGAAACUCUGGAGCUUGACGCUCCUUAUAUUUUAAAAUCUGCUGGAAUUGCUGGUCUGGUGUCUUACCCCAGUAUCCCACCAGGUAUAACACGCUACAACCGCACAAAAGUGGAACGCUACUUUUCUGGAAUCAGUCAACGAGACAUUCGCCGCCUUUAUGCUCGUUACCAGGGAGACUUCAGCUUGUUUGAUUACCCGAAACCUGCCUUCUUACUAAACUGAUGGAGAUUUCUUGUGAAUAUUUAGGAGUUUAUAGCUUACUUAAAAAUAGGGUGCCUAUUUGACCUACAUGAUGGAUGGAUGGAAUAUAUUUUUUUACACUAAUCUGAGACUACACAAUAAUUUAUUUACAUGUUGACAAAGUGACUUUGUCAAGGCACUUUAAACCAUAAUCUUCUUAACUGAAACAGUGCAUCAGAAAAGAUGAUAUUUUCAUUUUGUUUUUAAAUGUAUGAUUUGACAAAUUUUCACUUGUUUUAGAGUGCAAGUUUUCUGUUUACCAUAUAGUGAUUCCGUUGUGAUAUUACUUUACGAAUUUAAUUCAUUUCAGACAUUGGUCAAAUGUGGACUGUUUCCUUUUUUUUUUUCUUUGAUGCCUUUUUUUAACAAUAAACGAAAUGUUCUUUAUCGUGAAAUGCAAAAGUUUCUAUGGUUAGGGUUAUGAGGUGUAAACAUUGUUUCAAAAAGAUGUGCUCAAUAUUUACAGUUUGUGGCCAUGAAAGAAUAUCCCAUGUCCAAUAUAAAAGAGUUAAGAAACCAGGUACCCUGACUGAACACUUCGAGUGCAAUAAAAAAAAAGUGUGGUUAUGAAG
Danio rerio (zebrafish) is the source of this 1947-nucleotide messenger RNA. The record is from RefSeq and is a predicted model, not a curated record. Lineage: Eukaryota; Metazoa; Chordata; Actinopteri; Cypriniformes; Danionidae.